AUCUCCAACCAAUCAGACCGCCUGGCGGGUCCUGAGCUGUUGUGCUGAUCUGUCACAGUUUUGUAAAACAUUAUAACGUUCCCGUAGAGAUACAGCAUGGCGUCGUUUGUGACUGAAGUCCUCGCCAGCUCUGGCAAACUGGAGAAAGAGGACCUGUCCAGCAAAAUAAGCAAAAUGUCGCGCAAGGUGGAAGAUACAAAGGAAGAAGUAUGUGACAUGAUAAACAAGCGAUAUGGUGACUUCCUCCCUAGUCUUCAAGGAUCUGAGGAGCUUAUGGUACAGGUUGAUGAAGUCUCCAAAGAAAUGGAUGCCCUCAAAAACUGCAUUGAGACUGAGGUGCAGCAGAAUAUCCACGUGGCUGUGGCGGAGUAUGCAAAGAUAAAGCAGCAGCUGGAGAAAAAUACCAUCAUAAUGACAAUGCUUGGACACCUAAAACAGUUUCACAGUGCAAUGGAGGAGUCCAACAAAGCUUUACUGGACAAGAAGUAUGUUGAUGCAGCUAACCAUCUGGAAAGGGCAAGGGCCAGUGUGGAUUCACUGAAGGGCUGGAAGACUUCCCAGCUGCCAUUGCUCAGUGCUCUUAGCUCUGAGUUGACCGUGCAGAGAGAGAACUUAAUUUACCACCUGGGAGAUGAAUGGAAGCGCCUUGUCAUCUGGAGUUUACCGUCCUCAAAGGCAAACCUAUCUGAGGCAUUAGUAGUGACUGAUGGACGUGUACCACCAGAGCCUGCAGGUCUGAAGUCGUUCCUGAAGGUGAAGCUGAAUCUGAGCCAUGGGUGCACUAAGGACGGUGAAGCGAAACCAACAGCUCUGCUCUGCUGCGUCCUGCAAGCUCUGGCCAUCCAGGGAGACCUUCAGCACAAGAUCAAACUCUUCAGUCAGGUGCUGAUGAAGACCAUGCUGAAGCCGUUGGUGAUGUACCCGUCACUGUCGGUGAGGGUAACAGAGCAGCAGGGUGAGGGAACCGUCUUGGCCUUACAGUGUUUGGAGGAGAGCCACAAGGAGAGGUCCACUCCUUCACAAGUCUACAGCAAACUGCUCCUGGUGCUCAGGACACUGCACUCACACCUGCUAGAUGUGUCCAUUGGUGAUAAAAAGCUCUCUGCUAUCUUGGGGGAGCUGAUUUGGGAGGAAAUGUCCAAGUGCAUCAUCCAUGAGUGUCUGCUCUACUCCAUCCCCACCAACAGCAGCCAGCUGGAGAAAUACAACACUGUGAUCAAGGAAACGGAAGAGUUUGAGAAGUCUCUGAAGGAGAUGGAGUUUCUGCAGGGCGAUUCCACAGACCUGCUCAAAUACGCCAGGGAUGUCAACUGUCACUUUGCCAGCAAGAAGUGCAAGGAUGUCAUCGUGGCGGCCCGCAAACUCAUGACCUCCAAGAUGCACAACACCGUCAAAAUCACACCAGACUACAAGCUGCGUCUUGCCAAGCUGCCAGUUCCAGCUUCGGAGCUGAAGGGGAAGCAUGAGACCACAAAGAACGAGAUAACGAUGGAGAACAAAAAGCAGCUGUCUCCGUGGAGUAUGUGUCUGCCAGCCUGCCGCAUCAGCGAGUCGGUGCAGCAGCUGAUGGAGCUGGCUCUCAACACCCUGAGUGAAGCUGUUGGAAGCUCCACACAAUGUGCAUUACAACUCUUCUUCACCGUGAGAAACAUCUUUCAGCUGUUCUACGAUGUCGUCCCGACGUACCACAAGGAGAACCUGCUCAAGUUCCCUCACCUGGCUGCCAUCCAGCACAACAACUGCAUGUACCUAGCCCACCACCUGCUCACCCUGGGCCACCAUUUCAGAACUCACCUGCCACAGCCCCUCAGCGAGGGCAUCGCAACAUUUGUUGACAUGGUGCCCGGAUUCAGGAAACUGGGUGCCCAGUGCUUCUUGGCGCAGAUGAACGUCCAGAGAGCUGAACUGUUGGAGAGACUUUCCACCGCUCACAAUUUCGGCAACCUGGAUGAUGAAGACAACUACAUUGCAGCCAGCAAAGCAGUAAGACAGGUCAUCCAUCAGUUGAAGCAGUUGGGCACAGUGUGGCAGGAUGUCCUACCAGUCAGCAUCUAUUGUAAAGCCAUGGGCAACCUCCUCAACACAGCCAUCGCAGAAGUCAUUUCCAAAAUCAUGAUGCUAGAGGAUAUUUCCUCUGAGGACGGGGAGCACCUUCACACUCUGUGUCAAACCAUCAUUGAGGAAGGUCCGCUGGUUUUCAUCCCUCUGGCCGAGGAAAACAAGAACAAGAAGUAUCAGGAGGAAGUGCCUCUCUACGUGAGGAAGUGGAGUACCUUCAAGGAGCUGGUCAUCGUGCUGCGGGCCAGCCUGCAGGAGAUAGUCGACAGGUGGGCUGACGGGAAAGGUCCGCUGGCGUUGGAGUUCUCCAGUUCGGAGGUGAAGAACCUGAUCCGAGCUUUGUUUCAGAAUACGGAGAGGAGAGCUGUAGCUCUGACCAAAAUCAAAUAGAUCCUUGGAGCAAAAAGAAAGAUACUACAGCACUUUUUCCUCUGAGGAAAAUUCAUUCAUUUCCAUUUUCUGUUGCGUUCAAUAUAUGCAUUCACAUGUGUUUAGGUCCAACAGUUUGUCACAGAGACAGUGUCUGACCGAGGUGCUGUCGCUAUAUAAGCUGGUUGUAAUCAAUCUGUGGGAUAUGUUACUUCUCAGCAUCCAGACUGCAAUUAGUCCUUCAGAGAUUACACGAAGGCUUCUUUACAUCCUGCAGCAUCCAGUCAUAUAGCUUGUAGUGGGUUUACCACGACAAAGCCAACUGAGGUUGUGCCAUCUGUUGACAUGAUGUCUUAUCCAGGGUUAACUUUGCUUGUUAAUCAAACUUCAUCUGUAGCGUGUUUGAGCUUUUCUGUACUGAUGUCAUUUCAGGAGAGUUUGUUUAAACCUAAACGACCAUUGAGUUCUGAUAAAGAUUCCCCUGGGCCUUGCAUCUCAAGCCAUUAAACUGAACUCUUCUGUCCAUGUAUUUAUUACUUGUCCAAAUAAACCAAAAGACUCAACUUUUCA
Perca fluviatilis (European perch) is the source of this 2997-nucleotide messenger RNA. It is a transcript of the gene zw10, whose product is annotated as zw10 kinetochore protein. Lineage: Eukaryota; Metazoa; Chordata; Actinopteri; Perciformes; Percidae. The transcript has 16 exons. Gene Ontology annotation, biological process: endoplasmic reticulum to Golgi vesicle-mediated transport; mitotic spindle assembly checkpoint signaling; mitotic cell cycle. The record is from RefSeq and is a predicted model, not a curated record. Gene Ontology annotation, cellular component: RZZ complex; chromosome, centromeric region; nucleus. Bases 97 to 2448 code for a protein of 783 amino acids.